Messenger RNA from Suillus bovinus, 828 nucleotides. RefSeq lists its product as uncharacterized. The record is from RefSeq and is a predicted model, not a curated record. Bases 1 to 828 code for a protein of 275 amino acids. NCBI's taxonomy places the organism in Eukaryota, Fungi, Basidiomycota, Agaricomycetes, Boletales, Suillaceae. The transcript is spliced from 2 exons.
AUGUGUGAGACAAAAGAACUUUCUUUACUUUCCAUUCAGUACAAAAAUGUGCUGAAGCUGUACCUGCAUCACCACAGUCAAUGUCUCAUAUAUGGAAUGUUGCUGUAUAAUCCUGCUAUCACCACUAAAAACGAUGAUCAAUACGGCUUCUUUUGCAACAAGUGCUUUGACGACAUCAAAUCAAAUAAAACUCCCGCUCUAUCUCUUGCCAAUAAUCUCUGGGUCGGCGAAAUUCCAGAUGAACUUGCGAUGCUCACUCUUCCUGAACGCAUUUUGAUUGCAUUAUCAUAUCUUGCUGCAUAUAUCAUCAAACUUUUCCCAAAGAAACGCGGUGCUGUUCACUGGGAUACAGCUGGUUUGAACAGUGGUUUACAUGGGAAUGUAUCGACAUAUCAACUCAAUAUAUCUGCUAUUUCAGCUAUGGUGGAAGGAAAAUUACUUCCUCCCAAACCCGCCAUACUAGAAGCCAUAAUCGGUGUUUCCAUUGUAGGACCUAACAAUUUCCCUGAACAUUGCUUACCUGCUUUUCUUACUGUGAGCUGCCGUCAUCUACGGAAUGCACUGCUCUUCCUUAAACGAGAAAAUCCAUUGUAUAACAACAUCGCAAUAUCUGAAGAUAACAUCGCAUUGUUUCCAGAACAUGGCAUUCCAGAUGUCAUUACUGCAUCAGUUCGUCAUCUCAAUGAUGUCAGAGCAGCUGAUAGUGAGCGAGAAGACUAUGUACCUGAAGAUGAUUCUGAAGACAUAUUUUGUGAACAGAACAAAGCUUUUCCAAUGGGCCAACAUGCUGUAGAAGACAAUAUUGUUAGUGAUACAGGUCAGCUCUAA